Schistosoma margrebowiei is the source of this 11694-nucleotide messenger RNA. Lineage: Eukaryota; Metazoa; Platyhelminthes; Trematoda; Strigeidida; Schistosomatidae. The record is from the annotation of a GenBank genome assembly.
GGCGCCAACUUCAGUGCUUAAUGCUACGUACGUUCGAUUCACAGGGAGUUUUGUACAAAACGUGAUAAUUGAGAGGCUAUAACAAAUAAAACGGCGAGACUAUAAUUUGUGGACAAAUCAACCAAGUGUAAGAAUCUGCCUUACUGGGUCCCUUUAAUAUUAAUUAGUUCCUAGCAAAGAUUAUAUUAAAAUCCAAUGCACUUGUAAUUUAUGAAAAUGGAUCAUGAAUCUGAACAUCUUAAAGGGCCUUCUUCAUUGUUAUCACCUGUAUAUUUGGAAGGAAAGAAUUUAGUGAAAAACAAACUUUUAGAUGAACCUUUCACUAAAACUUCAUCAGCUUCCAAUACACUUUCUUCGCUCUCAUUAAAUAACAAAUCAUUAAAAUCAUCCAUCAGUCUAUCAUACACAGGUUCAAUCCUACAUUGUGAUCACGAAGUAACAGUCGGACCUAAUGAUAGGCAUCAUGAGGAGAAAAAAACAAGUGUUCCAAGUUCACUUAAAUCAACUCCUAUCGACUGGUUAAACGACGCUAUAAUCAAAAUUUCAGAUACUAGUUUUCAAAAUAUACUAGAAUGUACGGUUGAUGAUUCUACGAAGAGAAAUUCUAUUCAUAACACAUUUGGUGAUUUACUGACAUACGAACGCAGAGAUACCUACAAACAGCUGAAACUAGAGUUAAUUAGCUGCAUAUCCUCCUCUAUAGUCGAUGGCAGUCCAUCUAAAGAAAAGAAAAUUGUUUUGGGACAAUCAAUUCACUCUUGUAUUGAUAAAGAUCCAGAAUUUAUACUUAAAGCGGCUUUGUAUUGCCGUAGAGAGUUGAAUAUACGUACAACAACCAAUAUGUUAAUAGCUGUUGCUAGCUGUAAUGAGCGGUCUAGAUCUUUUAUUAAGAAAUACUUUUCUUCGUGUAUUCGCACACCGUCAGACUGGAUAGAGGUUGCCGAAUACUAUGCAAUGAUAAGUGGCAAUCCAAGUUUGAAAGGUAUGCCAAAAGUCUUACGGAAUAGUAUGACAUCAAAGUUCCUUGAAUUUGAUCAGUACCAACUUGCUAAACAUUCCAAACCCAGAGGAAGAGCUAAUCGUUCAAAGAAAUCGAAGGCUCUGAAAAGAAGCCAAAAUGGUGUAGUAGUCAGUAAGGAUAUCGAUGCCAUUAUAUAUAGAUUGGCACACUCACCUCGUAUAUAUUUUACAAUAAAGGAGCUCAUUCGUAGAUUGCAUAUAUCAAGGCCCAAGUUCAACGUUAUGUGCGUUCUGGGAAAACCUUACCCAUCGGAUAUUACUGAUUUUAUUCGUAUGGGACUGGAAGGAGAUUGGGAUUCAUCCAAAGCAGGUACAUGUAUGAAGUUUCCUAUUCCUGUUACAUGGGAAACAGAAUUAUCAGUCAAUGGAAACAAUUCAGAUUCUUGGUCAAAACUUAUAACUUUAAACAAAGUCCCACAUAUGGCGAUGUUAAGAAAUCUGCGCAAUAUUUUGAUGUCCGGUAUUCAAGGUGGUCUUCAUGAGAUAGUCUUAAAAAGGCUUACAGAUCCCCGUAUUAUUAUAGAAGGGAAGCAGUUUCCGUUCCGUUAUUUCUCGGCUUUUGAUACUAUUGAUAAACUUGAACACUCAUUUCGUUUUCAACGAUUUUUAUACCAUACCGAACUUGUACAAGUAUUGAAACGUAAGAAAAAAAAACCUAGGGUAUUGAAAAAAUCGGAAUGGUUAGCGAAACACAUGACAAUGGCAACCGGAAAGUGGCUCUUUUGCAGUCGCAACACUUUGGACCGAUAUAAAAAUGCGUUAAGUACCGCUUUAGAAUUAUCAAUGAAGCAUAAUUUGCCACCAAUAUGUGGUUCAACAUUAAUUAUUUGUUCUACUAGUAAAUAUGUCAAUCCUUCUAAACAUAGAUCAUCGAAAUCUUAUAUAAAAAUUCUAGGUUUCCUUCUUGGCGCAAUGUGUACGUCGAUAUGUGAAACACCUACAACCUAUGUUACAGUUGGUGAUCAAUACAAUUUAACCCCAAUUGAAGUUGUAUUCAAAGAAAAACAGACUUUAAAUAAUGACUCGAAGCAUAACAAAUCUCUAUCUAAACAUAAAAAUAUGGGCAUUCUAGAAAGAACAAAGCAAAUGUAUAAAACACGUGGUUCACUUAUAUCUACUCCAGUUACGACAGUUUUUGAGAAACUUUAUGCUUAUCGGAAACAGUUUGAUAAAAUUGUUAUCUUUGGAGAUUGUCAUAAGGAAAUUGUUGAUUAUGUUACGAAUUAUCGGACAUACAUUGGACCAUUGAAAGCAAUCUGGGGAAAUUUGAGUGGUGAAGACAUAUGGCCAAAAUCAUGUAGUAAAGAUGGUUGGAUUGAAUUCAAAGGGUGUACAGAUCAAAUUCUACGUUAUAUUGCUGAACCAAAUGAAGAUAAAUUACUUGAACGUAUUGAAAAAAUAGAUGAAAUCUAUGGAUUAAAUAAGAAUAUUUCACAUCACUUUAAUUUAAAAACAAAAAUACAAGAAAAUCCUGAUAAUGGUAUAUUAUCGAAACGUGAUUAUUUUAGAUCAGGAUGGAAAUGUUGUCAGUUGUUUAUUUCAUCUACAUUUCGUGAUAUGCACGCUGAACGUGAUCUAUUAUGUGGUAUACUUGUGCCUGCUUUACGUAGAAAUGUUGCAUUAGGUUUACGUGUACAUUUAAAUGAAAUCGAUUUACGUUGGGGUGUUCCUGAACCAGCUACAUACAAUUCACAAGCACUACAGAUAUGUUUAGAACAAGCGGCUGCUAGUGAUAUUUUUGUUCUGUUAUUGGGCGAUCGUUAUGGUUGUAUACCAGACGAAGCUGUAGUUAUGUCAUUACCUGAAUCAUUAUUAUCUGAAGUGUGCAAAUUUUAUAAACCUGGAAUGUCUAUGACUGAAAUGGAGUAUCAUAUGGCUAGACAAGCUGCCAUAUCUAAAGUCCCUAUUCAUGAAAGACGACAGCAGAAUACAAUAAGUUUUCAUGAGGCAAUACGUCUUCGAAUUUGUGUUUUCAUUAGAGAUUCAGCAUCUAUAGAAAAUGUACCAGAUGAAUUGAAACAUUGCUUUGAAGAGUAUGAUGUUGAAAAACGUAAUCGUCUUAACGCCUUCAAGGAAUUAAUUCGUAAUGAUGGUGUUAUUGUUAGUCAUAAUUAUUCAGCUCAAUUCAAUGGUUUGAUAAAUAAUUAUCCAAUAAUGGGAAAUUUAGAUGAAUUCGGAAGUCAAUUUUUUGCAACAGUUAAAUCUUUACUUCUUUGUCUAUUUCAUAAUGAUAGUGAUAGUACUCCAGUAUAUAAUAGUGAUAAAUAUUUGCCUAUAACUGUUAAUAAGUCAUUGAAUACUAUUGAAUUCUUACGAGAAUAUGUUUAUUCAGCUGCAUGUGCAAUUGGACCACGUCAUCUACUGGAAGUAGAACAAGCUUUUAGUGCAUUAACUGAACGCGGUCAUCGAGUUCAUCUGGCUCGUGCAAUUCAGUCAACUGAAAAGAAAUUAAGUGUACGAAACAAUUCAACAAACCUUCAAGGUUGUGAUGGUAGUAUCCUUUUAAUUGUUGGACCGACUGGUAGUGGAAAAACUACCUAUUUGUCAGCUUUAACAAUAUCAUUGAUAGAAUCCGAUUGGUAUACAUCAUUUUCAACGAAUAACACAAUACAAAAAAAGUUUAAUUCUAAAUUACAUUCAAGUGGACAAUUAAUGAAUUCAAUGGAAAAUUCUAAAUGUAUUUCAAAACAACGUCCAACAUUUGCUAAACAUCAAAUAUUUAUACAUUUCUGUAAUGGUUUAUCAAUAUCUGGUUUACCAUCGAAUAGAAAAUUGAAUGAAAUACUUCAAAAUUGGUUAAAUCUAUUAACUAUUCAACUUGAUAAUAUCUGUAAUUGUGAUGAUAUUCUUAGAAAAUUAUUUAAUGAAAUGAAAUCAUCUUUUAAUGUGAAUAAAAUCUCUUCUAAUAUAGAUUUAAAAUUUAAUAUUCAGUGCUUUGCACGUUUCAUUCAAUUUAUUGGUUACUUAAAUGAUAUACAGUUUGCCUUUUUAAUUGAUGACUCCGAUCAGUUGGAACCAAUGACCUUAGAAUGGUUACCACAAAUUUUACCGAAGAAUGUUCGAUUCGUUUUAACAUGUGAUUCCAAAUCAUCAGUUGCUCAUAAUUUGUGCAAUCGAAUUGAUUGCCAAUUAUUAACUGUAUCUGGAUUAACUAUACACGAACGUGGUGCAGCUGUUCGUAGUUUACUUGGAAAAUAUGGAAAAGUUUUAAGUGAAUCCGGUUUUCCAAAUCAGUUAUCUGUUUUAAUUCAAAAACGAGAAGCAAGUAUUCCACUUUAUUUGAAAUUGGCUUGUGAUGAAUUACGUUUGUACAGUAAAUAUGAACAGUUGGAUGCAAAAUUAAAACAACUGCCUGAUACAAUAUCCAGUUUAGUGAUAGAUGUUGUCAAACGAGUUGAAUGUAGUUGUGGAUCAGAUUUAACUCGCAUUACACUUGGUCUACUUACUUGCUGUCGUCAACCAUUGUCAACAGAAGAACUACAUAAUUUAAUUGAUGAAUGGUUAAUUGAAUCAUGGAUGGAACAACAGUUCAAAAAUGGUUAUACAGACUGUUGGCAAGAAUUAAAAGUACCAUUGGACAAUCUUGAUAGUAUAAUAUCAAAUGAGAAGAUUAUUUAUCGAAUAAUCAAUGAUCAAUUCAAUAAUAAAAAUAAGCCUACAUUAUCUAAAGGACAACCACAUUUGCCGUCGCUUUUAUUGUAUAUCCUAUUAACUGGUCUUCAUCCUUUACUCUCUGGUUUCAUUGAUGAAAAAGCUGAUAUUGAUGAAAUUGACAAUGAAUUACCGCCUGAUGGUUCUAUGCAAACAAUAAAACAACAAAAGCUUGCUAUAUGGAAUCUUGGAUCAAGAGCAUUAUCAUUUUGCAGUCGUGAAAUACACAAUCUAGUCUAUGAUAUAUGUUUUAAUCAAUCAAAAAACACUAUAGGUCAUGGAAAAUAUGAAUAUACUUUCAAAAAUAAUCAAAUGAGGAAUUUUAGCAAACGUGCAAAAUAUGAUGAAAGUAUGCACGGUGAUAAAAUUCAUUUGAAGACAGUGACUCUUCAAACUAUACAUAAUAUUUUAGCUUCAAAAUCACGAAACAUGAAAGAUUUAAUUUAUCAUUUACAUCAUGCCGGUCGAUUAAAUGAAGUUGUUUGUUUACUCAGUAGUCCAGCGUUUCUUAUUCAUCAGAUUGAAUCUGGAUAUGGUUUGACAUUGCUAGACGAUCUGAAUAGAUACAUUACAACUACUGCACAUCAUCAAUCUGAAACGAACAAUAUUCCUACUUCAUUAGAUCUUAUGAAGGAUAAAAUUAUAACUAUGCAAAGGUUUCUUGCAUCGAAUUAUGAAUUUUUAAUUAAACAUCCGUAUUCAUUCGCUGAAUUGGCUAUCAAUCAAGAUGUUGACGAAUGGAUUCAUACAAUUGGAUAUGCAUGUUUACUUAGUUCAAAUUAUCAAGAGAAACUCAAUGGUGACUCAUAUAAAAAAUUUUUCCGUAUUAAAUUAAAUACUAAUGACAUUCAAUCUAUCCUACCGAAAAUUAUUCAACCAAUUGCAAUUCAUAAACCAGUCACACCACUAACUGGUUCCCAAGAUAUCCCAAUCUCAAUUGAACUUGAUCGAACAGGUAAUUUAUUAGCUUAUGGAACUGAGUCUGGCACAGUUACGGUUGUCGAGGUUCAAUCAUUUAAGAUAUUAUGUUCAUUUCUUGGACACAAUAUGCCAAUACUCAGUUUAUGUUUUAUUGAUGAUUUUGCCUCUGACGAUUCUACGAUCAGACCAUAUGGUAUGUCGAGUUCACAAUUAUGGCUAGUUAGUACUAGUCAGGAUGCUAGUAUACUUAUUUGGGAUUUAUCAAAUGUGAUAAACAGUGUUGCAUGUGGAAUAGCAACUAGUAUCAGUUCCCAAGUGUCUUCUUUAAGUGGAUAUCAUCACAAACCUGUGACUGUAUCUGCUUGGCAUCCGAAACGUCGUAUUUUGGCUACUGGUGGUUUAGAUUGUUUAAUUUGUUUAUGGGAAGUUGGUGAAUUGGGAUUUGGGUCAUAUUUUACGUCGAAAUCAUCUGGUUGUAAAAAAAUUAAACCUAGUAAAAAUCUGAAUAUUAAAUCAUCGAUUAAUUCAAUUGCUUUUCGUUUACCGAAUUAUGCAUCGGAUAGUGAAGAAUCUAUUCCUUCUGAAUAUUUACGUGAUGUUAUGGCAGUGGGAUGUUGGGAUGGUUUUGUCCAUUUCUACAGUCUCAUAUCUAUGAAUUGGAUAAAGUCUCUUGCAAUCUCAACAUCUGCUAUUUGUUCACUGGCUUACUCGCCGAAUGGUGGCAGACUGUUAGCUAUUCUUGACAGAAAAGGUCAAAGUUUCAUUUUAAAUGCGAAUACAUUUGCAUAUCUAGGCCGGUUAACUGAAAAUGUUACUUUUUCAUCAAUUGAUGAAUUCACUUGUCUUGAUGAACUGCAUCAUUUAUUACCGAAUCAAAAGGGAGUAUUAUGUUUCUCUGAACCAACUGGACGUUAUCUCAUUCAAACUGGCGGUGGGUCAUCAGUUGGUCGAAUCAAUGUUUGGAAUGCUCAUCUCGGUGCACCUGAAGGUCCAUGGAUUAACGUUAGUCGCAUUAAGAAAGAAAUGAAACGAACUAUAUUUGUCACAACCUAUACUAUUGACAUAAGUGGAAAGUAUAUCAUAAUUGGAUGGAAUGAUGGUCUCUUCACUAUUGUUCUAAUGACCAAUGGUGAUACUGUAUUCAGUUCGGAUAAAUUAAUUCCUUUGAUAAACGAUAAUUCAUCUGUUGAAGCUAUCGCUUGUGGUAUUUCACCUUAUUGCGAUGAUGCUAAUCUUGUCGUUGUUGGCUGGUCAUCUGGUGCAGUUAGGUUAUAUCACUUUAGCUUUAAGCCUGAAAUUAAAUCAAAACGAGAUGAUAACUCUACUGUUCAGUCUGAUAUACAUUCUAUUUGCAAUUUAUCCAUUGUACCUUUGUAUACUUCUUGGUCACAUUCUAUUGAACAUGCAGAGAAUGGGACAGGUGAAGCUGGUGGUACUCUAUGCGCAUCUGCUUCUAAUUCUAUCGCAGUUAGCGGAGGUGGGAAUUGUGAAGUAUGGGCGUAUUUUGUUGGUUCCAAGUUAAAAAAUCCCUUAGUAAGAUCAAUUUGUCUUCGACAACAUAGUGGUCAAAUAACUGCUGUCGCAGUACAAAUGAAUUUUAUAGCUACUGGCUCGAAAGAUAAAAAUGUAGCUAUCUACAGUUAUGAUUCAAAUACUGCAAAAGUAAAACUUCAAUACAUCAUACAUAAUGCUUCUAAAGAUUGGAUUAUAUCAUUGAAAUGGUCAUAUAUUCCGCAUAAAAUGCAUGACAGAAAACUAACAUUACUUGUUGGAAGUAAUGAUCAGUCAAUUCAUCUAUAUAGAAUUAAAUCAAAGAAAUAUAAAUUGAAACAAACACUUGUUUCAUAUAAACUUGGCAUUAAAUCACUUGAUUUCAAUUAUCCUUAUAUUUUUUCUGCUACAUCUAAUGGUCAUAUAAGUGUAUGGCGUUGUGGUCGAAAUGAACAUUUUGAACUUAUCAGUGAAAUGAUAAUAUCAUCACCAUUAGACACCUUGAACUCGAAUACAACCAAUGAGAAUGUAGUGAAUCUUAUUAAAAUUCAAUCAUUUGAAUAUAGUCCUUGUUAUUAUUCAUCGAACAAUGAAAAUGUUAUCAAUUCUUACGAUGAACUAGAACCUCAUCAAAGUAAAGAUUCUGUGGUCGAUACUAUGGAUUCCAAUAAUAAUCCACGUUCAUUAUCGUCUAAUGAUAUUAAUAACAAUGAAGAUGACAGUUUACAGCAUCAGGAUAUUACGGAUGAAAAUCUAGUUAGCGACGAAGAAAGUGUGAAAGGAACUCCUGAUCAGUGCUGUUUAAAUAAUGAUGAAUUAAUGGAUGAGGAUUCCGAUGAAACACCAAGUCAAUGCUCAGAGAAAGAUCUAGUGAUUGUGAAUGAGUGUAAUAAUGUUUCUUUCAAUAGUGAUGAAUCAGCAAGAUCUCACAUUUUUGACAAAUUUGUUAAUCGUCGUGGCUCCUUGUCAGAAUUACUUGACGAGACUAAUGUGAAACUUUUGGUUGGUCAAACAAUUUCCGAUUCACGUAAUAUUCAAGAGUUUCAGUUUCGAGUAUAUGAACCAUCACUUACAGGAUAUCAUGCUACUCUAAGUGGUCAUGCUGGCUUAAUUCCUUGUGGAUUAAGUUGUACAAAACCUCUGAAUUCGAAUAAUGAUGAUACACUACUUAUCAGUGUAGCUGGUCAAAAUUGUGAUUCUAAAACAAUUGGCUGUGAUAUUCGACUUUGGAAUUUACCUUUAUCGAAUAGUUCUUUAUCAUGUAAACCAACUCUUCAACAUACUGGACCAGUUAUAUGUGCUAAUUAUCUGUAUGUGACAAAGAAUUUACAACUUUGUAUAACUGGUUCAGUUGAUGGUGAUUGUAUUAUUUGGGCUGCUCGCGGUUCAUCAACUUCUCAAUCAAUAAAACCUAUAACUACUGCUACCACUACAUAUCAACCAUUGAUACGUUUAAUUAAUUCAGAUAUGAAACCAAGAUAUAGUAUAAAUAGUAUUGUUACACAAUCAUGGACAAUGAAUAAUGAAGAAAAGGAAAUAGAUUAUUUCAUUUUUAUUGCUUUUGGUUAUGAGAUUUUAAUAUUGCACAUACACCUUAAUCAUGAUAUUUUAAUUAAUAAAAUUGAUUUGGAAAAUAGUUUAUUAAAGUUAUUUUCAAAUGGAAAACCAUUGGAUAUAAAUAUUGUUGAAUUAAAUACGUUAUGGUCAAUUAAAACAAUUGAUGGUUAUGCUGAAAUACAAAGAUUUAAAACAGACCAUAUCGUUAUCGAAAUGUCUGCUUUACAUCAUGAACCAGUUAAUAUGAAUCAGUGUGGUGUUGUAGCACUUUUGUCCAAUGGUGAAAUUGUCAUUAUUCCAUUUAAACGUACAGACGAUGAACUCAUUCACCUUCGUGUCGGAGAUAAUCAUUGGUGCAGUUCAUUAUGUACAUAUCAAGAUGGUAUACUUGUAGCACAUAAUGGAUCAGCUUUAUUUCAUCCAUUUGAUGAUCAUAGUGCAAAUGUAUUCACACCACUUCGUGGAUCUAUCAAUAAUUUAGAAAAUAUCUAUAUUGACAGAAUUGAACCACUUUGUUUACCUAACGGAAAUAGUUUCAAGUUAUUUUAUAUUGUAACAAGCAAAUUAAAAUCUGAACCACGGAUUAUCUUCUUUAAUAGUGAUGAGCAUAUGCUAUUGAAUAUUUCGCUGGAAGGAAUGGAUUUACAAGUCACUGCUUAUUGUAUCACUUCAACUCAUCUUGACAAUGAAAAUUUAAUAGUGUAUUUAUUGUUGGCAACGUCGGAUAGUUUUCUACGUUUGCUGAAAUGUUCUAUCAAUGUUUGUAAUAAUUCGAAAUUAAGCAAAUGGGAACAGGUAAGAAGUGAAUAAUCACUGUCCUUAUUUCUAUCGUAUGUUUCAUAUUGCAAUAUGAGUAUUUUAAUCAAACGGUAGAUUCAAAAGCGGCGGGACUGUAAUUGAUGGACGAAAUAAUCAGAUUUAAGAUAAAGAGUUUCGAAUUUUCGCGUGAAAAACAUUCAUCCAUUUGGCUAAAUAGAGUUUUGGCACUAUAGCCGAUGUCAGUUCGUGGUGAAAACCGUAAAUCUAAUUCCCAACCCUAACCAUUAACUGUAAAUUAUAAUCCUUAUUUCUCACACUGGUUUAUAACCCUCACUUAGUCCUAGUUGGUAAGUGGACAUUCUCAAGUUUAGUUUAGCAUCUCUCAAAGGUCGUCUAUAAAUUAUAUUUUCACCGUUUUAAGCAUCAUAACGUUAUCCUUAUUCCAUAAACAUAUGGUCUUUAUAUUAAACUUUUUUUCUGGAAUUUUGAUAAAAUCAUCUAUUUGGUAGUUAAUUUAUCUCAACUUGAUUAAAAAUGUACUUUACACAAAUACACACUCGUAUUUUAGUAUUUCAGAUAAUUUUCCAUGGCCAAACUUAAGUAUGUGAUAAAUGUGUAGUAUUUAAAGUAAUAUACAAGAUAUGUACUCACCAAAGGGUGAGAUAAUAACAAUACCAAUGGAAGAUCCCAAAACUUCAUAACUAUGAUCGUACCUCAAUGUCUUCACAACUGUUGUGUUUCUAUGUGUAGUACAUAGCCUCUGGAAGAGGAGGACAUAUGUGGGUACAUGGGUUACUGGUAUGUAAUCAUAAAUAUCUUGAGUAUCACAUAUUGGAACCACCAAGUACCUAAUUGUUGUGGAUGUGGAAGGAUAGACCAAUAAUUAUCAUGUUAAGUCCAAUGGUGUCCUUGGACUUUAAAUGGACAUUUCCUACUGGUCGAUAUCUGUCCACUUGUUGAAUAUGGUACAAAAUGUUGUUUUCUAUUUUUAUGGUACGAUGUGGUAUGUUUGGUUAGUAUAUAAAUAGAGUAUGUCUGAAAUACAAUGAUUCAUAACUCAGAGGCUGAGAUUUGUGUUCUGGACUCAACUGGCUGGGAUAGGCAGGGAAUCGGGACCAAUCGUAACUCUAGGUCGUCCAUUACGUUCGUACGUGUUUACGUGUCAUUGAAUCGGUCGAUAAAUACGCUGUUCUCUAGUUUUUCAGUCAAGGACACAACAAUUAGCACAGGGUAAAAAUCGACCCAACUUAAAGUCACAACACUAAUAUUAAUUAUAGGGCUUGGUUAAUGAAUUACUAUGGUAAGCUGUUAUGUAAGGUUGUGAACUUUUGAACUUUGAAUAAUAUGCUAAAGGUCACAUGCAUAAGUGACAGAAUGACAGAAAACAUUAGAAUAACUCAUCUGUUCAAAAGUCACAAUCAAUCACAUAGACAUAUAACAAUAUUAACGACAACCUACGAUUUCCACUUCUUUGACCCUCUUUCUAUCAGUUGUUUGUCGCUAUUGCUAAUUUGUAGUGUAGUGAUUUAUGCUGACGCAUACAUUAUGUCGUUUCUAAUGUAUUCCUCCUUCGUUUUACAGCCUCCUCUUUUUAUUCUCGUGAUCGAUUCUCAGUAAGAGAAAUACAUUCAGAGUUUGAUUCGAUGCGUAAACAUCUAAUACUUGAUCUUUGUAAUCCCGAACUUCUCUAAAAAUCUGCCUACUCAUCAUUUUAGAAGUAGUAGGUUGCACUUUGUUCAUUGUGUGUGUGUUUGUGCGUGUGGUGAUGGUGACUGUAUGCUUAAUUAUAGUGGAAUAUAUUGUAGAAUAUUUUGUAGAGUGCGAUCUCUUUGUUUAUUUUAAGUGACUUUUAUAAUAAAAGAAUGAAACACCGCCGUGUCUGAAUUGUUUUAUGUGGUUAGCGAUUUUUAGCGAGUUAGUUUUCUACAGGAUUGGGUCGCUAACCAUCCUCCUUCAUCUAGCCUUGGGAUUGGCAGUAGCCCAAGAGGGGCUCCAAGAGGAGUUAAGAAUGACACAAACUGAAAAAACUAGUGAUCAAAAUUUAUCCAACUGGCGAGCAAAUUACGAAAUUGGUCACUUUCAAUAAAGAUCCUGUGAGGAUUAUGUGUUGCCUUCAGAAUGGUCAGAUUGAUUUUUACACAAUAGAACAAUAGUGCUUGUCUUUCAAUAAUCUCUGUAACCAUUACCUGUGAUGACGUAAUCUAUCUUUUUAUUCUCAUUUUUCUCUAUAAUGUAACUUAUUUUGUUUAAUAUUGUUAAUUUAACCGAUGAAUAAAUAAAUUGAGAAUAAAACCA